This is a messenger RNA of Meleagris gallopavo (turkey), 1663 nucleotides long. NCBI's taxonomy places the organism in Eukaryota, Metazoa, Chordata, Aves, Galliformes, Phasianidae. The record is from RefSeq and is a predicted model, not a curated record.
AAAUAGAAUCAUAGAAUGGGUUGGAAAGGACCACGGUGCUCAUCUGCUUCCAACCCCUUGCUAUGUGCAGGUCACCAACCAGCAGACCAGGCUGCCCAGAGCCACAUCCAGCCUGGCCUCGGAUGCCUGCAGGGAUGGGGCAUCCACAGCCUCCUUGGGGAUUGCACCAGAAACCUUCUUGGCUCCCUUUCGCUCAUAGAAGCACAGGCAUUAAGAAAACUGUUUGUGGGUGGCCUGGACUGGAGUACAACACAAGAAACUCUUCGUAACUACUUCUCCCAGUAUGGAGAGGUUGUAGACUGUGUAAUAAUGAAAGACAAAACAACCAACCAGUCUCGAGGAUUUGGAUUUGUCAAAUUCAAAGAUCCCAACUGUGUGGGAACAGUGCUGGCCAGCAGACCUCAUACGUUAGAUGGCCGAAACAUUGAUCCAAAGCCAUGUACACCCAGGGGGAUGCAACCUGAAAGGACACGGCCAAAGGAAGGAUGGCAGAAAGGAUCCAGGAGUGAUAACAAUAAAUCAAAUAAAAUUUUUGUUGGUGGGAUUCCUCAUAACUGUGGCGAGACUGAGCUCAGGGAAUACUUCAAGAAAUUCGGAGUGGUCACUGAAGUUGUAAUGAUCUAUGACGCAGAGAAACAGAGGCCCCGAGGUUUUGGAUUUAUUACUUUCGAGGACGAACAAUCAGUGGACCAGGCUGUCAACAUGCAUUUUCACGACAUCAUGGGCAAAAAAGUGGAGGUGAAACGUGCAGAACCUCGUGAUAGCAAAAGCCAAACUCCAGGGCCACCCGGUGCCAGUCAGUGGGGAAGCAGGAUCAUGCCAAGCGCUGCCAAUGGCUGGGCAGGUCAGCCCCCUCCGACCUGGCAACAAGGUUAUGGCCCUCAAGGGAUGUGGGUGCCAGCUGGACAGGCAAUUGGUGGAUAUGGACCACCUCCUCCAGGAAGAGGAGCUCCCCCACCACCUCCUCCGUUUGCCUCAUAUAUUGUUUCUACACCUCCAGGAGGAUUUCCACCUCCACAAGGAUUCCCACAGGGCUACGGCACCCCUCCACCAUUUACUUUUGGUUACGGUGCUCCUCCUCCUCCACCUGACCAGUUUGCCCCACCUGGAGUACCCCCUCCACCUGCCACUCCAGGGGCAGCACCACUAGCUUUUCCUCCACCACCACCGCCAUCUCAGGCAACUCAGGACAUGAGCAAACCCCCAACUGCUCAGCCAGAAUUCCCUUACAGUCAAUUUGGGUAUGGACAAGACUUGAGUGGUUUUGGACAAGGUUUCUCUGAUCCCAGCCAGCAGCCCCCUCCCUACGGAGGCCCCUCGGUGCAGCCAUCCAGUGGUCCACCUGCAGGAGGAAGUGGUUUUGGACGAGGACAGAACCAUAACGUGCAAGGAUUCCACCCCUACAGGCGCUAGCGUGUGCUGGCAAUCAGGGAAUUCUGCCCACACGGGAUGCCUGGCACCAGCAGGACCCAGGGAUCCCAGACUUCUGAACUUGUGACAAUCACAUACUUGAUGGAAGAAAAACCUAACAACAUUUUUUUUUGGGGGGUGGGGGAGAUGGCUUCUGAAGGCAAAGCUGUGGGUGUUUGGACUGCAGUUUUUAAAUAUUUUCCUUUCUCUAACCCAUCAGCACAAAUAAAGAAAAUGUCACUGGUUCAAACUA